This is a messenger RNA of Manis javanica (Malayan pangolin), 4595 nucleotides long. Lineage: Eukaryota; Metazoa; Chordata; Mammalia; Pholidota; Manidae. The record is from RefSeq and is a predicted model, not a curated record.
CAAUGCACAAAUAGGUAAAGGUGUGGGAGGGGAUGUGUUUUGAAAGUCCAUCCUCCUCCUCCACACCAACCACACCUUGGUAGUCACUCCCAGAUAAAAGUCUCCCCUCCCAGUGACUGCCACUGGUGACUGUCAGAGGCGAAAGCUCAGGCCAGGCCUGGCUGCAGUGGUCUCCUCAGGCCGCAGACGUCGGGAAGCACAGCCAUGCCCAGGUACACCGUCCAUGUGCGCGGGGAGUGGCUGGCAGUGCCCUGCCGCGAUGCACAGUGCACCGUGGGCUGGCUAGGCCGGGAGGCCAUUCGGCGCUACAUAAAGAACAAGCCAGACAACGGAGGCUUUGCCUCAGUGGAUGACGUGCACUUCCUCGUGCGCCGGUGCAAGGGCCUGGGCCUGCUGGACAAUGAGGACACACUCGAAGUGGCCCUGGAGGACAACGAGUUCGUGGAAGUGGUGAUAGAAGGGGAUGCCAUGUCUCCUGACUUCAUUCCCUCACAGCCAGAAGGCGUUUACCUAUACAGCAAAUACCGGGAGCCUGAGAAGUACAUCGCCUUAGAUGGGGACAGUCUAACCACAGAGGAUCUGGUCAACCUGGGAAAGGGGUGUUACAAAAUAAAGCUCACUCCAACUGCUGAAAAGAAGGUGCAAAAAUCCAGGGAAGUCAUAGACAGCAUCGUAAAAGAAAAAACUGUUGUUUACGGCAUUACUACCGGCUUUGGAAAAUUUGCCAGAACUCUAAUUCCUGUCAGUAAGCUACAAGAGCUCCAGGUCAACUUAGUACGCUCACAUGCUUCAGGUGUUGGGAAACCACUGAUCCCUGAGAGAUGUCGGAUGCUCUUGGCUUUAAGGAUCAAUGUCUUAGCCAAAGGAUACAGUGGCAUUUCUCUGGAAACCCUCAAGCAAGUUAUUGAUGUAUUUAAUGCCUCCUGCCUGUCCUAUGUGCCAGAAAAAGGAACCGUUGGUGCCAGUGGAGACCUCGCUCCGCUCUCUCAUCUUGCUCUUGGGAUGAUUGGAGAAGGGAAGAUGUGGUCUCCAAAGAGUGGCUGGGCUGAUGCUAAAUACGUCCUAGAGGCUCAUGGAUUGAAACCAAUUGUUUUGAAACCAAAAGAGGGCCUGGCACUCAUCAAUGGGACACAGAUGAUCACCUCCCUGGGCUGCGAAGCGGUGGAGAGAGCCAGCGCCAUCGCACGCCAGGCUGACAUUGUGGCGGCCCUGACCCUUGAAGUGCUGAAGGGCACCACCAAAGCCUUCGAUACCGACAUCCAUGCUGUUCGCCCUCAUCGGGGGCAAGGCGAAGUCGCUUUUCGCUUUCGGUCCCUCUUGGACUCAGAUCACCACCCAUCUGAGAUAGCAGAAAGUCACAGGUUCUGUGAUCGUGUUCAGGAUGCAUACACCUUGCGCUGCUGUCCACAGGUCCAUGGUGUGGUGAAUGACACAAUCGCAUUUGUGAAGAACAUUAUUACCACAGAACUUAACAGUGCAACAGAUAAUCCUAUGGUAUAUGCCAGUAGGGGAGAGACUAUUUCUGGAGGAAACUUCCAUGGUGAAUACCCAGCAAAAGCCCUGGACUAUUUGGCCAUUGGAGUUCACGAACUUGCUGCAAUUAGCGAAAGAAGAAUCGAAAGGCUCUGUAACCCUUCCCUCAGCGAGCUGCCUGCCUUCCUGGUGGCUGAAGGUGGUCUGAACUCUGGCUUCAUGAUCGCCCACUGCACAGCUGCGGCCCUUGUUUCUGAGAACAAGUGUCUGUGCCACCCUUCUUCUGUGGACUCUCUCUCCACCAGCGCUGCCACCGAGGACCACGUCUCCAUGGGAGGAUGGGCAGCGAGAAAGGCCCUCCGGGUCAUCGAGCACGUGGAGCAAGGUAACCCCAGCCCCUUCAGGAUGUCGGGCCCCACUGAUAACCUCCUACUCCGUGGUCCCCAAAGGGACAGCUGGCUUGAAGCAUCAGCAUCCUCCGGGCACUUGUUAAAAAGGCAGAUUCUCAGGCCCCACCCCAGCACUGCUGAAUCAGAAACUUUAGGGAGGAGAGAACAAUCUAGGUUUAACAAGCCCCCCAGGUGAUACUGAUGUUCGCUGAAGAUUAAGAAACACACCUACUGGCGAAGCUGGUUCAUUGCCCGGCCUUUUUUUUUUUUAAUGAGACUUUUAAAACAUAUUCAAAAGUGGUGAGAUCAGUACCAUAAACCCUCAUAUACACCUCCUCUGAUUCAAGCUUCAUUCUUUCUUUUACUUUUCUCAAAUUACUUUCAAGCAAAUACCUGUCACAUUAUUUCCUUCCAACAUACUUUCUCUCCUACAUACACACAGUUACCACCACGAUGCCUUUUCACAGCUCACAAAAAUCAACAAGAAGUCUUGGUAACACCACCGAGUACAAAUUCAAAAUUUCCCAAUUAUCGCCACGAUUUUACAGUAUGUUUGUUCAAAUCAGGAUUCAAGAUCCAUGUUUUAAAUUUGGUGGUCAAAGUUUUAAGGUUUUUUUCUUUUUAAUCUAAAAGAGUCCCCUCUCCCUUUUUCUUCUUCAGGCAACUGAUUAGUUAAAAAAAACAGGUCAGUUUUCUGAAAGAGACUGAUAUUCAGGAUUUGCCCCUUAGCUUCCUUGUGGUAUUACUUGUAACUUGUUCUCUGUCCUGUGCAUUUCCUGUACGUUACCGUUGGUCCUAAUGGCUUGACAAAUUUUAGAUCCAACCUUUCUGGCAAAGAUACUUCAGAGGUGGAGCUAUACUAGGCCAGGUUCUCCCAGCUUUAAUUACUGCUUUUUUUUUUUUUUAAAGAGAAAUUGCCUUCCUUGAGGCACUGUUACCUAAGUUCUAAGUUUUUGCAACUGUGUUGGAAGGAGUUAGCUGACAAAAGAAUAUCACUGCUGUAGUUCCCCCUUCUCCAUGGGGGAACAUUACCAGACCACCCGGUUGGUCGCUUGAAACCUCAGGUAGCGCCAGACCUUCUAUAUACUGCUUUUUCCUGUGCUUACAUACCUUACGGUAAAGCUUAACUUGUAAAUUAGACAUGAAAAAGAUUAACAGUAACUAAUACUAAAACAAUAAUUAUAAAAAUAGACAGUAAUAAAAGUUAUGUGAAUGUGGACUCAAAAUAUCGUAUUUACGGCACUCACCCUUCUUGCCGUGACUUGCGGCGGGAACAUGCAUGCGGCGGACGCAGCGGGGUGAAUGACGUGCGCACCGUUACGCAGUGUUAGGCUUACUGACCGUCUGACGCCACUGCAGGGGGAGGAUCACGUGCUUCCAGUGGCCGAACAAACGUCCUGGCACUUCCUGUCGCCGCUGUCCGCCCGGUUCCCUGUGCUGGAAACCCAGUGUUUCCCUUGUGCGGCCGGGGACCCUUCCCUACCUCAGCACCAGGUUCUCGCGGCCCUUCUGCCUGCAACCCUGCUCCCCAAGGGUUCACGGGGUUCACUCCCUCACUCCAUCUGCCAGCUGCGCGUUUCACCUCAGAUGCCUCCCUUUCUGCCCAGGGCCAAAUGGCACCUGUCAUUCUUUCCCUUUGUUGUUACUGUUUUUCUAAUAGCCCUUAGUACUCCUGAAAUACUUAGGCUUGCCCUUUCCCAGUAGAAUGUAAACUCUGCAAGGGCAGGUUCCCGACUGUCUGGAUCACAUCCCAAGGUGGACCUAAAAUACCUAGAACAGUGCCUGGCACAGACUUGGUGUUCAAAUGUUUGCAUGGCAAUAAAGUUGGUACUAUAGGCCCCAAGUCUACAUCCAGUUCAUCUGAGGUAGUUCUAUACGUUUAUAUCAAGGAGGUGCUGUUAAGAGCAACAAAAAAUGAAUUGGUUGUUUGUAUUUCAAGCAUGCUCAUUGUUACUGCAGUUUGCUUUGAUUGCAGAGAUUAAACAAAUGUCUAUAAAUGUUAUAAUCUUAUAAACUUGGAUAUAAAGUACAAGAGAAGAACCUGAUUACAGUACCUAGUGAUUCUUCACUGCAUAGAGGACACAGAAAGAGAAUAAUUCCAUUUGGUUGGGAUGAUAAGAUAUCUACCAUCUGAGCACAGUCGAUUAGCAGUGAAUGAGAUAUUCUUCUCUCUGCCCUCUGGGAAAUUAGUUUAACCAGAGAGACAGACCUCGGACAACAUGACAACUCUUUGUAACACUUAGCAAAAUUCUGACUAAAGAAUAGCAUUCUAAGGAGGAUAUAAUUGAACCAGAUCUAGUCUGAAGGGAUGAAAAAAGGUGUCUCAGAAGAAAUAUUUAAGAGUAAGACCCAAACAACAAAUAGAGGCUGCUAACUGUGGGGAGGGGCGCAGUAUUGGUUUUGUAUGGGAAGUGGAUGUGCACAAAAUUAAAGUAUCCAGGAUGAACUGGGACAAAUGAAGAAAGGCAGCAUGCUCUGCAUGGAGGUAGCUGAGGGCUGCUAAAUGUAAAGACAGAAUAAUAUCUGAGACAAAACCUUGAGAGGCCACUGCAUUCAGAGGGAAAGAGGACCUGAAACAUAACCCACUGGAGGAAGGAGGGGAACCUUUUCAAAGGAAGAAGCUUAAAAUGCUCAGGGUGACAAAGAUCUGGAGGGAGAGGGAGACUGAGGCCCAAGAAAUGAGCAGAGACAUCUCAGGGCCUGAGGAUAUGAGGUCACAAGAACAGUCUUUUC